Anopheles cruzii is the source of this 2157-nucleotide messenger RNA. RefSeq names its product arfaptin-2 (gene Arfip). The record is from RefSeq and is a predicted model, not a curated record. The transcript has 4 exons. Gene Ontology annotation, molecular function: protein domain specific binding; phospholipid binding. Bases 83 to 1081 code for a protein of 332 amino acids. Gene Ontology annotation, biological process: intracellular protein transport; regulation of Arp2/3 complex-mediated actin nucleation. Gene Ontology annotation, cellular component: trans-Golgi network membrane. NCBI's taxonomy places the organism in Eukaryota, Metazoa, Arthropoda, Insecta, Diptera, Culicidae.
AACCGUACCAAUUUUCAUCGAUAGCAAACAGUGCAUCUAAAGGAAAAAGCCUCCUGAUCGACAGCGGCUUGUUCCUUCGUGCAUGUAUCCAGUGGAGGUGAAGAUGAACAAAUCGAACGAAAAGAGCAUACACGAGAUGCUGAAAAACACUCCGUCCAUGAACGACAGCACCGAUACGGUGCACACGGGUUCCGAGCAGCAAACUAAGCAAACUAUAAAGCACUCGACCACCCUGACCCUGAGAAACGUAAGCAACCAUCACAGUCUUUCGUCUCCGACGUCCGUUAGCCUUGAGGAUGAAUCGGCGUACAUCAAGAACGGCUCUUCGAAGCUCGACACGUUCCGCAACUGGAGCAUCACCACAUACAAAUGCACCAAACAGAUCAUGCUGGAGAAACUGGGCAAAUCACGUACCGUCGAUCUAGAGCUAGAAGCCCAAAUCGAUCAGUUGAAGGAGACACAGAAGAAAUAUCUUAGUAUAAUGCGUCUGUCCCGUGCGUUCACGUCUCACUUUUACAACUGUAUGCAAACGCAGACCCUGCUGGCGGAAACGUUCUCCGAUUUGGCACAGAAAAGUCCUGAGCUGCAGGAGGAGUUUCUGCGCAAUGCGGAAACGCAACGCAUUCUCACGAAGAACGGCGAGCUGCUGCUGAACGCGCUGAACUUCUUCAUUUCGUCCAUCAAUACACUUUGCAAUAAGACGAUCGAGGACACCUUGCUGACGAUUCGACAAUAUGAGCUGGCCCGAGUCGAGUACGACGCUUACCGGGUGGACUUGGAGCAGCAGCGAGCUAGCGGGGGUAGUGAGCAGCAGCAGCAAAAGUACUCCAACGACGAAGUGCAGAAGAAAUACGAAAAGUGCAAGGAACAGUACGAGAAGCUGCGGUCAGACAUCGUGGUUAAAAUGCAGUUUCUCGAUGAGAACAGGAUUAAGGUUAUGCACAAACAGUUGCUGCUCUUCCACAACGCCGUCGCCGCAUAUUUCGCUGGGAAUGCGAACGGCCUCGAGAAGACGUUACAGCAAUUUAACAUCAGUCUCAAGAGUCCCAAUUCCGUAACAAGCUCCUGGCUGGAGCAGUAAAAGUCGCACGUGCAAAUUGCUGCGUUUGGUGCGCAUACGAACUUCAUUGUCAUUAAAAGUAUGCCGCUGAAUGUAUUUUUCGUUGGUCAAAAGUCGGAGUCAACUCGAGUGGGUCAUUGGCAAAGGACCGCACCGACGCGGGCGUUUACGGAGAUUAGCAUUGCCAACUGGAAAGAGUCAGUUUGAAUGGAAAACCUGAAGAUUUCCUAAUUUACGAGAUUCAAACGUUAGUUUAAAAUAAUCUAUGUCACUCCACUUCUAGGUUAACUUAAUUGAAUAAUUAUUUAUUUCGUUUUCAUCAACGCAUUACCCCUAAGGGAUGUGUAUAAAAUUUUAAACAAACUAACACACUUCACGAUUCCGUCGUCGUUACUGUUAAGAAACGUUUAGAAGUUGAAUUCCUCUAUCUUAUUGCUUUUGCUUGACAAAUUUGAGUAACGCUUGAUAUUUACAGUGAGAUUUUCUGUACCCUAGUCAUUUAUGUUCGAUUUAGCACUCUGACUUGUCGGCUUAUUUGUUUCCAUUAUGUUAUUUCCUUUUGUGGUCCAAUUAUUAUUUGGCGCCGACCUUGCACCAACAAGGCAAUAAGUUGAACGUCCGCGUGUUCUGCGAGCAACGGAGAUCUGCAUGUAUAACUGCAAAUCAGCUUACAAUGCCGGCAUGAGCAAGUUCGUCUAAUGCGAAUGAAUGAACUAAUUUGGUUCCAAGUUCAGUGUAAUAGUUGAGCAAACCAUAAAAUUGCAUCUUUCGGAAUCGCACAACACCGAAUAAAACACCAGUCGUAGGAAUCGCUACAUUCACACCAAACACGCGUUACACUCGCCGAAGAAUACAUAAAGCGUCACAAAUGGUGCAAGGUAAGAAAAAGCCAGAACUCAGUACCAGGGAUAGUUAUUAUGGGAAUCGCGAAGCUUCAACAAACGGUGAUUGUAUGGAUUAUUGAAUAGUGAUGAUGAAUAUUGCGCAUCAAGUCCAUGGCGAAAAUAAUUUUUAUUUUUCGUAUAUUCCAAUGUAUCGUUUGUGUGUAUCCAAUGUAACUAGCUUCUCGAAUGUAAUAAAUAAAAAUGGGACACUGG